UUUAUUGAGUCCAACCAGAAGAGACCCGUGUUCUUUCCAACAACCAUCACGUUUUCAUCUUCUUCGAACCAUCCAUUUGUUCAACAUCAUCAAUCAAUAAUGGAGAAAAAAUUUCUUGACUACACCUUGGUUCCGUUGGGGCUGGCUAUAAUGGUGGCAUAUCACAUAUGGCUUUUCAAUCGAAUCAUGAACCACCCUUCCAAGACUGUUAUAGGCGUCAAUACCAUCAAUCGCCGCUUCUGGGUUCAGGCCAUGAUGGAGGACAACGCCAAGAAUGGAGUUCUUGCUGUGCAGACUCUGCGAAACAAUAUAAUGGCAUCUACAGUUUUGGCAUCCACGGCCAUCAUGCUCAGCUCCGUUAUUGCUUUGCUCAUGACCAAGGACAUCAGAGUGGAUCGAUCUGCUUGGACUUUUGACUCUGGGGAUACCAGUGAGAUGGGAUUGUCUAUAAAGUUCUUCUCUAUAUUGGCAUGUUUCUUGGUGGCUUUCUUGCUGAACGUGCAAUCCAUUAGGUACUAUAGCCAUGCAAGCAUCCUCAUUAACGUCCCCUUCAAGAACUUGUUACCUGAUCACCACCACCACCAUCUGACAGCGGAGUAUGUGGCUAGGUCAGUCAACAGGGGUAGCCAUUUUUGGUCAUUAGGACUACGUGCCUUUUACUUCUCUUUCCCUCUGUUUUUGUGGAUCUUUGGGCCAAUUCCUAUGUUUUUGUGUUGUUUUGUCCUGGUUUUCAUGCUCUAUUUUCUGGAUGUCACCUUUGAGUGUAGCUGGGCUGUUUAUGAUCACAAGGACCAGGAAAUUGAGACCCAAAAUGAAACUUGAUUUUAUAAUACUAGAAAUUAGGUUAAAAAAAAGUGCAUUUUGCAUUCAAUAUUCAAUCCAAAAGUUGAAUAGAAUUAAAUUGCAAAUGCACGUUAUAUAUAUAAUGCUCCUGAUAUGUAAUCAAUAAUGUUAUAAUAAGUUUCAGCUUAAUGAUAUUUAAGU
Messenger RNA from Hevea brasiliensis (rubber tree), 984 nucleotides. RefSeq lists its product as uncharacterized. NCBI's taxonomy places the organism in Eukaryota, Viridiplantae, Streptophyta, Magnoliopsida, Malpighiales, Euphorbiaceae. The coding region runs from base 100 to 822 and encodes 240 amino acids. The record is from RefSeq and is a predicted model, not a curated record. The transcript has a single exon.